Messenger RNA from Pleurotus ostreatus (oyster mushroom), 735 nucleotides. RefSeq lists its product as uncharacterized. Lineage: Eukaryota; Fungi; Basidiomycota; Agaricomycetes; Agaricales; Pleurotaceae. Gene Ontology annotation, cellular component: mitochondrial large ribosomal subunit; ribosome. The record is from RefSeq and is a predicted model, not a curated record. Gene Ontology annotation, molecular function: structural constituent of ribosome. Gene Ontology annotation, biological process: ribosome assembly; translation. Bases 1 to 735 code for a protein of 244 amino acids. The transcript is spliced from 5 exons.
AUGCAGAAUGGGUUGCAAAGCUUGCGGCCGGCUGCGCGUCUGCUAGCAAGCACGUCGAGACACGGCCAAUGGGAGGCUCGCCGCCAUGCGAGUUUGGGAAGCCCUAUCAACUGGCUGAGAGAGCGACUUGGUCCUAAUUUGCGGAAGAAGGAGACCCAGCAGGAAGUUGAGGCGGCUAAGCAACAGGCAUCUGAGGAGGGGAAACGCAGUCUGUUCGAGACGGCCGGGAAGACGACUCAACGCGCAGAGAAAGCUGCGCGGGCAGAACAGGCUGCGAAAGGUGUUGUCCACAAAUACUCGACGGCAAACUUCAAGAUCUCGCACCGAAAGUUGAACAUGCUGGGCCGACAAAUCUCGGGCAAGCCCAUUGAUUAUGCUAUCCUGCAAAUGCAGUUCAGCGAAAAGCGCGCGAGCACUCGUAUACGAAGUAUGCUGGCAACGGCCAAGGAGCACGCCGUGCGGUACAAGGCUCUCGAAGAGUCUAAGCUCGUCGUAGCGGAAGCCUGGGUGACCAAAGGUCCGAAAUCCCUCAAGCGCAUGGAGCCUCGCGGCCGUGCUCAUUAUGGUGUCCGAGUGCACCCCGACUCGAGGAUGCACGUCGUGCUGAAGGAGGGGAAGACCAUCGCGGAGCAGAAGGCGGAGGAGAGGGAGCGCAAGCUCAAGAGGAUAGUCUCUGCGGGUAUCGUCAGGGAGAACCGCCCUAUACGAAACCCCAACCCUAUGUGGGGUUGGUAG